GGGGGGCAAGAAUUGGCAGUGGUGUGUUCAGCAAUCCAACAGCAGCAAUUGACAUAGUGAAAGCAGGAACAGAAGACAUUUAGAGACAUGACGUCCGUGCAGGCUGGGACCCGUGAAGUUGCUGCAACUUGCAUGGAAUUGCUGGAGAUGGAGAUGGUUGCGGGGUACGCACAACGGCUUGGUGAUCGCCCGGAUAUUGCUGGCCGUCGGAUCGAAGCCAUAGGAUUCCAGGUGGGACAGCAGUUGGCAGAGAGGUACACAAAGGACAGGAACAGGUUUACGGAUCUGAUUGAGAUUAUAAAGUUUGUUUGCAAGGAUUUCUGGGCUCAGGUCUUUAGGAAACAGGUGGACAAUUUGCGCACAAACCACCGGGGUGUUUUUGUGCUUCAAGACAACAAGUUUCGAUGGUUCACACGGCUUUCUGCUGACCCAGCUUCUUUGCCCACAGCAACAGCAGGCAUGCUUCCCGGCCCGUCAAGCUCCUCUUCCGGCGCAUCUCCUCCUCGUCCUCCUGGUGCGGACCUUUCCAUUACCACACCCCAUGAUUACAACAAGGUCACAGCAGCCUCGCUGGCCCAGUUCUUGUACUUCCCAUGCGGGAUUAUACGAGGCGCACUCACGUCUCUAGGUGUGCCGUGCACGGUCUCGGGAGAGAUCGUCUCGCUCCCGACGUGCUCUUUCACAGUUUGCAUUAAGGCGUGAAUCACGCUGCACCUUUCUAGCAUGCCGAAUGGGUGGCAUGCGCCUACUACAGAUCUGGGUCUGCUCCACUUUCGAACUCCGUUGCAGCAAAGUGAUGAUGUCGAGGAGUCGAAAGGGCUCGUCUCGAGGGUGGCAGUGCGCUUCUACCACCCCUCAAGAGCACAUGAGCCUUGUAUCCGCCGCCUAAACGGACGAUUGUCGAUUAGAUGUUCUACGUCUGCCGGAGAUCUGCACACAAGAGAUACACGAGUGAGUUUCCGAGAAGUCGUCGGGGCGACUCUGACAAUGAUACUGCCUGUAAUACAGACCCACCCUGCAAAAAACGCGUGUGUGCUGCUGCACCUAUUUCCCUGCUCAAGGACUGCGAGCGCACGUGGGCUGUGGAUGAGCGACCGCACAGUCGGUAGAGAUGCACUUUGGUGAAGCUCAUGUACCUCAGGUGUGUGUAAUACUGUGUAUAGAUGGGUAAUGGAUUAGUAAUCACUACCAACUCCUAAGCACUGCCAGUCAAUGAAUCACACAUGGGCAGUGUACUGUGGAGCACAGCUGUCAGUAAGAAAGAGCCUUAAACCACCAGUACUUCCUGAAUUCGCUCCGCGUAUACGGCCAGCCAAAAGUGGAAACCGCGCCGUUUCCACUUGGCUGAAUCGGGCCUACCGGCCCAGGCCCGUUCAUUCCAAAUUUCGCUCCGCGUAUACGGGAGCGUUUUCAGGAAGUACUGGUGGUUUAAGUUCCUUAACUGACAGCCAGUGUCACACACCGCCGUGUCACACACCGCCACAGUUAGGUGUCAGUGCCGCCGCCACAGUCAGAUGCCAUCUCACUGAUUUCAGACCAAGUGCUAAUUGUGCCGUUGUCGUUGACUGGACGUUCUUCAACUGCCGGAGAGAUCUGUGUGUUGUAGUAAGUUUGCAGCGGUCUCGCGCUGUUUUUUUUCUUUUUUUAGUGAGUCGAUCAGCGCAUGCCAUACCCAAUUUAGAAAAUGCAAUUGAAAUAUAUUUCUCAUGUCAGAACUCAGAAGACAUCUGAAUAUAUUUUUCAUGUCAGGAGCCAUGUCAGACCAAGUGCCAAAAAAUGUGUCGUCGUCGUUGGGUGGGCUGUUUCCAAGUUCAGUAGAAUUUUUUCCGAUCUUCGUGACUUUGUCUGCAUUACGUAUGUUUACGGCCAAUCUUAGCAAUGUUAGCAUGCCCAUGUCCAAUUUAUGAAAAGGCAGUUAUAUAUAUCGUAUAUGUGAGUACGAUCGUAAAAGAGCAAGUAGCAUUCUUAUUAGUGUAAUGUAUCGCCAUUGCCUGCUAAUAAAAGUUAUACAAUAGU
Chara braunii is the source of this 2016-nucleotide messenger RNA. Lineage: Eukaryota; Viridiplantae; Streptophyta; Charophyceae; Charales; Characeae. The record is from the annotation of a GenBank genome assembly.